This is a messenger RNA of Schistosoma turkestanicum, 1895 nucleotides long. Lineage: Eukaryota; Metazoa; Platyhelminthes; Trematoda; Strigeidida; Schistosomatidae. The record is from the annotation of a GenBank genome assembly.
CGUUAACGGGGUUUGAAACGGUUCAUUACUAAUUUCGGAUUUAUAUCGCCGGCUUUUAGAUAUCUUAGGCUGUGCAUUAAUCGCUGACAUAUUUACCUGCGUAUAUUCGGGUUAUCAGCAAACUGCCUGAAGGUUACGAUUUACAUGCUUUACAAGUGACAGUGACCCAUUGGCUUUAUAUGUUUUGUACCAUUAGUCAGACAGUACAUGUUUGACGACUCGGUUACCGACAUCGCUCUCGCUGAUUUUCAAAUACUAGAAUCACCUUGCUUCAAUGCUCCUCUUGAUCGUGGUCCCCAGUUCCAUUUAAAUCUCCAAUGUCCUACAUGCGAAUCAUUCAAAGAAACUUUUGUCUGCUCUGAUUGUGUUAAAAAGGACUCUAUAUUCUCAAAAACGUCGGGAAAACUUGGCUUUCCUCAAAAUUCUGAUCGAAUUGUGAAAGUCCGGAAACUGGUCAAUGACUUGAAUAUAAAGUAGGUUUAAGGAUUAGAAUGAUUUGUGGAAUAGGAUCAAAGUAUAUGAACCCAUAUUGUCCAAGUCCGUCUUUCACACCUUCGUAAGAUUCUAUUAUUCAUACUUUAAUAUCAAAGCAGAGUAAAAUCGAGGAGUUGAAUGUUGACAUUUCGUCGCUGGAACGUACAGUUGAGUUUUUCACCGAAAUGAAUUUAGAGAAACGUAAAAAGUUACACCGUAUUCGACAGGCAAUGACACGAUGUCAUACAGCAUCUCAGCAACUUCUGAAGCAGCAAGCUAGCUUGGUUCGGCAUUUUAUCACGGUUGCACGGAGAAAAAAGUUGCUGGUAGCUGAUCUUGAUAUAGUCAACAGACAGAUUAAACACAUCCAUGAUGCUUACUUUAAGGAAUUGCUUGGGGUCUAUUUCGUGACUAACCUGUCAACUGAUGGUUUAUCUCCGGAUAUGUUUGUUUUUUCACCUUUACAUAUUGAUAAAGAAAACAUCUUUGCAGGCCCUGAACCUACCCCAUCUAGUCAUACUGCUUUAACUUAUUGCUCAGUAGCAAUAAGAGUUUCGACUAUCAUAUUAGAUGUUUGGUUGCCAGUCUCUAUUCGUCGUAAUUUGCAUUUGGUUGGUUCUUUUUUGUCUGCACUACCUCAAAGGGAUGAUAUGGGUCGUGUGUAUUUUGCAGUUAUUCAUGCUGUUCACCUGUUAUGCCAAAGUCGAGGAAUUGAUGUAAAACGUGGAUUAGAACAACUUGGUAUAAAUGUGAUUCCUGGACGGUACACAUUUUACAAUCCAUUAUUUGGAUUAUAUUGCCUUGGGAAUCUGGUCAGUCACAAUAAUAAGUCUACUAGGUACUUUGAUGAAUGUUACAAUAUAAAACUGAAUGGUCUGUUUGGAACAAUUCCAUCGUUGACUUUAAUGGAUCAUUCUACAGUUCCAUUUAGUCCACCGUGUUUUGUGGAGAAAGGUGAAGAAGUAAAUGAAAUGUAUGGCUUACCGAAGGAUAAUAGUGUAACUGUAAAAGAGAAACAAGUGGAUCAAUCCGGUUUAUGUACAGCACGUAGCUUCGAUUAUGUACAUUCACUCGAUAAACUCGAAGAACACGACUUAUCUGUUGGUUUAGAAUGUUGGGAACUAAUUUCUGUAACUUCACCACUCGAAUCUGAAUUGUGUGAAACAACUACAGUUGAUGCUGGAACUCUGGACUCAACACAGUAUUCUGGUCCACUUUCAAAAGUAUGGCGUCUAGCGAAAGGGAUUAUAGGAACUUCAGAACCUAGCGAUGGUGACGAAUAACCUAGAAAAGCAUAACUUGACUUCAUUUCACUUUUUUUAAAACCACAGUCUUUCAUCAAGCAAACUCACAGAAUAUUUAGUCUUUCAGCUUUAUUAUUUGUAAAAUAAAAUUUUUUAAAACAAGUAAAUUCUUCCUGA